AUGAGAUCUAAACGAAAUGCAAGAAUUUUGACAAAUGACAAUUCGAAAGACAAUAUGAUUGAUAGCAAUAGAAAACCUUCACCUCCAAAAAUUUAUAUGAAUGCAUCAAACAACAAUUAAUUAAUAUCUGAUAGUGUUUUUUAAAGGAAAGGAAGAAGUACUCCGAAGGAUUUUCUUGGAUUAGUAAAUAACUUUCAAUGUAAUUGAAUGUCAUGAUGUUAGAAAAGUUAUCUCUUCCUAAAAAAUAGACACCAAGAAUGUUGAGCAAGAGUGGAAGAGCCAAUUAUGAUUAAGAGGUAUAUAAUUAGGUGAUAAUUAGUAAAGAGCCCUAAUUUAAUCAUAUAACCAAAACAAGAAUAAAAUAUGGAAAUAGAAUCUCUGUCUCCAAUUUAAUAAUAUUCAGAUAUAAAACUUCCAUUUUUUAGUUCUCAGACUACAUCUAAAAAAGAAUAGGUAGCAAGAAGAGUAAUAAAAGAUGCUUCACUCAAUAAUAGCUAAUUCACUUAGAGAGAAUCAUAAAUGAAAACUUCAGAUAAAUCAAAAAUUAAUAAAAUUAGAAAAACUAAUUAUCAUUAGCAAUAGGAUAUAGAUCCUCAAUAUUAAGUAUAUGAGUUCAAUUAAGAACUAAAAGCAUUAAGAGUAAAAAGAACAGAGUCAUUUGAAUGGUUAUAGGAAGACUCAUAAGGAUCAUAAGAUUCUUCUUUUAAUCAAUUCAAAUAAAUCAAUUUAGGAACCUAUUACAUGGAUAACUUAAGAAAAUAUUUAAAAGGUUUAAAUCUAGAAGGCUUGUAUGCUCAAUUAUAUAUCAAUCAUUUUGUUUAAUAAUUUCACAGUCUUUAACUUAGUAAACAGUUUCUUUAACCUGAUAUUAAAGAAAUUGAACAUCGAUGUAUAUAGUUCUAACAGAUUAGUAAUCUUUUAUAUUAAUUAAAAAUAGAAAAAUAAAAAACAUUAGUUUUAGAUCUGGAUGAAACAUUAAUCCAUUGUAAUGAACAACCAUAAAUGAAAUUUGACUUUAAAGUUCCAAUAUAGAUGCCAAAUGGAUAGAUUCACGAAGUAUACUAAACUAUAUUAAAAAGGCAGGAAUUAGUGUGAGGCCUUUUGCUCAGUAAUUCUUACAGGAAUGCUCAAAGCAUUUUGAAGUUAUGAUAUUCACUGCAUCUCAUCCAUUAUAUGCUGACAAAAUAAUAGAUAAAUUGGAUCCAACUAAAAAAUGGGUUACUUGUAGAUUAUAUAGAGAACAUUGUAUCUAAACAUAACAGGGCAUAUAUGUCAAAGAUUUAAGAAUUUUAAACAGGAAUCUAAAAGAUGUUUUUUUGAUUGAUAAUGCAGCUUAUUCUUAUGCUUAUUAAAUUGAUAAUGGUAUUCCUAUUAUACCUUAUAUUGAUAAUGCUAAAGAUAAUGUAAUUUAUUAAGUUUAUAUUUAGGAAUUAAUUGGAGUUAUAGACUAUCUAAAAGUUUUGUUGUAAAUUGAUGAUGCACGUGAGAUUAAUGCUAAAACAUUUAUCUUAAAGUAAAUCUAACAAUGUCAAAGUCUUGAUGAAGCUAUGAAACUUCUGUUAGUGAUAUGA
Molecule: messenger RNA, 1571 nt
Organism: Paramecium sonneborni
Lineage: Eukaryota; Ciliophora; Oligohymenophorea; Peniculida; Parameciidae
Source: the annotation of a GenBank genome assembly